Calliphora vicina (urban bluebottle blowfly) is the source of this 1858-nucleotide messenger RNA. RefSeq names its product tafazzin, phospholipid-lysophospholipid transacylase (gene Taz). Gene Ontology annotation, cellular component: mitochondrial membrane. Gene Ontology annotation, biological process: inner mitochondrial membrane organization; cardiolipin acyl-chain remodeling. NCBI's taxonomy places the organism in Eukaryota, Metazoa, Arthropoda, Insecta, Diptera, Calliphoridae. The transcript is spliced from 6 exons. Gene Ontology annotation, molecular function: 1-acylglycerophosphocholine O-acyltransferase activity. Bases 316 to 1503 code for a protein of 395 amino acids. The record is from RefSeq and is a predicted model, not a curated record.
GUUAUUUACAUUGAAUUAGUAUUUUCUAAUUUGCAAGCAUAUUUUUUUAAUAAUUCAUAGAUUUUAUGUAACUUUAUAACAGAGACCAAAUAUUUCUAGGCAUGCGCUUUUAGGAUAAAUUUAAAACAUAAACCUUUAUAGUGGAACAUAUUGAGUGGCGUGUUGUUUUCUUUUGGUUUACUACAAACUAAAACGAAAAAAGCGGUUUAAAUAACAUCCAGCUAAAAAUAAAUAACAUAGGUACAUACAUAUCUAAAGUGAAAGUUAAAAAAAGUUGAUUUUAAUUAAGCGUUUGGCGUAAACUUAAGAUAAAUCAUGUUAUCACUAUGUUGGAGAAAUAAUUUAAAGAUACAUCAAUUUGAUGUAGUCAGCAGACAAACCAUGGGACAACUUCUGAAGUACACCACUUCAAGGUACCACGUCCAACAUCAACACCACCAACAAACACUGCGUAAACAUACUCAAGUUGAAGCUGCUGUUGAUGACAAAACAACAACAACAACAACAUCAACAACACCACAAAAUAGUUCCAAAAUCAACAAUAUGAAGACAUCAACAUCAUCAGUAUUUUCACCAUACACCAAGGAGGAAUCUUAUCAAAAAAUGCAAUUAAAGCAUUUACAGCAACAACAGCAACAACCUUCACAUCCAUCUGAAUUGCCAGUAGCAGCAACAACUUCCAAAGCUACAGCUACACCAGCAACAAAUCCGGUUCAUAUACCCUAUAAUAUCGAUUGGGUAUUUGAGAGAUUAAAAAAUCCUAAUGGACUUUGGUUCAUCUGCAGUCAAAUUGCCAUAUGUGCCGUAGGAUUAUUUAGCAAACUUGUACUAGUUAUUAUGAAUAAAACAAAAGUUUAUAAUAGAGAAAGACUGAUAGAAGCAGUGGCUAAACGACCACCCGGAGUACCCUUAGUAACAGUAUCAAAUCAUCAUUCCUGUUUUGAUGAUCCCGGACUAUGGGGUGUUUUGCCAGUGCGUUACGUAUGUAAUUCCUUAAAAAUUAGAUGGUCUAUGGCAGCCCAUGAUAUUUGCUUUACAAAUAAAUUUCAUUCGACGUUUUUUAUGUUUGGAAAAUGCAUUCCCGUAAUACGUGGCUGUGGCGUUUAUCAAGAUGCCGUCGAUAUUUGUGUACAAAAAGUGAAAUUAGGUCACUGGGUACAUGUGUUUCCUGAAGGCAAAGUGAAUAUGACUAAAGAAGAGAUGCGCCUGAAAUGGGGUGUUGGUCGUAUUAUUUACGAAUCUUCCAAAGUGCCUAUAAUUAUACCCAUGUGGCAUGAGGGCAUGGACGAUGUGCUACCAAACGUUGAACCCUACAUUAUAAAGUGGGGCAAAAGAGUAACUGUUAAUAUUGGCAAACCUAUAGAUAUGAAUGAUUUUAUAAAUGAUUUAAAAAGUAGAGGAGUUCCUGAACCAGAGGCUAGAAAACUAAUUACCGAUAAAAUACAAGAGGUAUUUCAUAAUUUACGCUUAGAAACCGAAGAGCUUCAUAAAAAACACAAAUAGAAUUUCGUGUGAAUUGUUGUUUGUAUUUUUUUUACUUUACUUUUACUUUUUUCUUAUAGUAAUAAUAAGUAAAACUAUCUAUAGUAUAUAUUCUUGAUAUGAAAUCUGUUGAUUUUGGUUUUAAAUUAAGCAUUUGUUAAUUUAUUGCCUUUUUAAUGUUUUACUUUAAAACGAAAAUAAAAUUUAAAAAAAAACAAAAACAAAGAAAUCAUGUAAAUUUGAUACAAAAGAUGAAUAAUAUUGAAUAUUAUUUUUUAAGAAAUAAGCUUACUGUGAAACUAAAACUGUGUCGUGUUAUUUAUUGAGAAGACGAACAAAUGAGUCCUAAAUAAAUUGUAUAUAUUUAAAAGAAUAA